This is a messenger RNA of Oryzias latipes (Japanese medaka), 1888 nucleotides long. The record is from RefSeq and is a predicted model, not a curated record. Lineage: Eukaryota; Metazoa; Chordata; Actinopteri; Beloniformes; Adrianichthyidae.
AAAUCUUUGUGCCGAUAAAGUUUUCUCUGGUUUUGCUGUGGAAAUGCAUGAAUCUAAAAGCAGAAAUGAACCGCUGCUUCACCUCCUUCAUUCUUCCGAGCUGCUCCUCCUUUGGACUCAGUCAUCAAACAUGGCGGAACGUCGUCCCCUUUUAUCCGAAAAUCAAACCUAAACAAACCGCUGAUCUGCAAACGCUCUGAGCGGCGCUCGGCGACAGCUGCUUGGAAGUUCACAGAGAGGUCAGAGGUCAGACCCGCCGGAGAACCCGCUCCUGCUGCUGGUUUCCACCCUUCUCUCUGGAGAAGAUUCUCACCUUUCUUUACCACCUUCACCUGAACGUCAAAGUGGGAUUUGGACCCUCAUCCCCACCAAACACGAGCCACAGGAGGAGGAGACAGUUUCUGCCUGACCCCCCUCCUCUUUAAAAAAAAAAAAAAACAGCUCCUGGGAUCCUCAGUGCUGCACCGGCUGUGUGCAUUUCUGUAAAUCCUCCAUAUUUCUACCUCUCCUCCUGCGAUUGCGACCCCCCCAACCCCCCAGGGUGGGUGCCGGGGGGGCUUCCACCAUGCUGCCAGUCAAAGUCCUCGUUCUGGGCGCCGGGGACACCGGGAAAACGGCGCUUUGCGUUCGCUUCAUCACCAAACGCUUCAUAGGAGAAUAUGACCACAAAAGAGAAAUGACGUACCGGUGCAGUCGGACGGUGGACCACGAGGACGUGGAUCUGGAGAUCCUGGAUUUACCAUUUUACCUUCACAAUAAACUACUUCCUGUUUGGCAGGUUCUGGUCCUCCAGGACGGUGUCCCUGCUUCUCUGGAGUCCUACAUCUGCUGGGCUGAUGGUUUUCUCCUGCUGUACUCCAUCACCCAACGCCUCACCUUCACCGAGGUUCCUCGCCUCAAGGCACUCAUUGACAAAACCAAACACUCUCUCAUUGUUCCCACAGUGCUGGUCGCCAACAAGGCCGACCUGGAGGUUGGCAGGAAGGUGACAACAGAGGAAGGAGGGAGGCUCGCUAAAGAUUUAAGGUGCAGCUUCACAGAGCUGUCUGUGGCUGAGGCAGCUUCAGGAGUGGAAGCAGCUGUCCUUCAGCUCAUCAGGCUGGUGUUGGACCAACAGCGGCCCCUGCCUGACCGCCGCUCCUACAUGCUGACGGUCCGCCACGCUCUGACACGGAAACUAACCCGCUCCAAGACCAUGCAGUGGUGAAAAAAAAAAAUCACCUUUUUCUGCGUCUGAAUAUAAAUGGCGACGGCUGGGACGUGUGUGUGUGUUUGUGUGUGUGUGUGUGUGUGUGAGUUCUUGUAUUGUUCACCUCAAGAGGAUAAAGCAGACCAGACCUGUCUGCUUUUUUGGGUCACAUUUGAUGCAUCCUAAUUAAGAGAAAUGCAACCCCUCAAUGCAGUUUUGGGCUUUAAUAUAAAUGAAUUGACAAUAUUGAUUUAAAGGUAGCCAUAAGACAUAAAGCAGGUUUUUUUAUGCAACUAAAAAUAUCAAAUAAUGGCCUUUUUUUAAAUUAAACAUUGUGAAUUAACGUUAUUAGUAAUUAAUAAAAGUAGCAACCUGACAGAAGGGAAAUGUUUGUUCAGUUAAGGUCCAAAAGCUGAAAGAUAAGUUAGAAAAUUAGCAAAAACGUACAUUUCACUCACAAGUUGUGUUGUCAUGUGGCUUUCCAUCCACUAGGGGGCACCACAGGCCUAUUAGUCGAUGAUGUGGAAAGAUGAGCUGCCUUACCACAUCUAAUAAAGGAUUUUUUUUGGGGGGGGGGGGGGGGGGUUGACAGUUUUUGGUAAAGAGAAUCAGAGAGUUAACUUCACAUUCAUUUAUGAAUGCUCAGCUUGAUCAAUUAUACUGAAGUGUGUUAAUAAAAGCACCAUAUGUUAAUCAAAC